CACCUGUUCACCACUCAGGAUCCAGAACCUGACCCUGAAGGAUCCGGCUGCUUAAGCAUAGCUGGGGCUGAAGUCCCUUAUGGCCUUGCUACUGGAGGCUAGAAUUCUGAUGGACAAUUUGGACUUGGUUUAUUCUGCAAUACAGUGGAUACAGUUUGUUAUGGCUACUCUGAGUGUUAUAGGUUCUAGUUCACUUAUAGCCUAUGCUGUAUUCCAGAAUGUACAGAAAUCCCCAGAGAUAAGGCCACUCUUUUAUCUGAGCUUCUCUGACCUCCUUCUCGGGAUAUGCUGGCUCAUUGAAGCACUUCUCUAUGGAACUUCAGCAGCUGAUAAGGACAUUGUCUGCUAUAACCUGCAAGCAGUGGGACAGAUAUUCUACAUUUCCUCAUUUCUCUACACCGUCAAUUACAUUUGGUAUCUGUACAGAGAGCUGAGGAUGAAACACGUCCAGAGUGGACAGAGCACAUUUUUCCUGUUUAUAGGUAAUACUUGUCAAGUUGGUCGGAUAGCCAUCAUUUUGUCAAGCCUGAUACCUCUACUAUUGAUGAUACCUGUAUUCUGUUUGGGCAAUGUCAGUGAAUGUUUUCGCAACUUUAGCCAGAGCCACAGGUGUAUCCUGAUGCACUCACCACCAUCAGCCAUGGCUGAACUCCUGCCUUCUGCCAACACAUCAGUCUGUGGCACACUUUAUUUUUAUGGGCUCACCAUUUUCCUGGGCAGCUUUCUACUCAGCCUCUUCAUCAUCAUGGUCUUACUCAUCCAAGCCCAGACACUGUAUAAGAAGUUUGUGAAAUCAACUGGCUUUCUGGGAAGUGAACAGUGGGCAGUGAUUCACACUGUGGAGCAGCGAGUGCGCUUCUACCCAGUGGCCUUCUUUUGCUGCUGGGGCCCAGCUGUCAUUCUGGUCAUCACAAAGCUGAUCAAACCACAGGACACCAAACUUCACAUGGCCCUCUAUGUUCUCCAGGCUCUAACAGCAUCAUCCCAGGGUCUGCUCAACUGUGGCGUAUAUGGAUGGACGCAGUACAAGUUCUUUCAACUAAAACAAGAGGCUCGGCGUGAUGCAGAUACCCAGACACCAUUAUUAUGUUCACAGAAGAGAUUCUAUAGCAGGGGCCUAGAUCCACUGGAGUCUACCCUUGCUUUUGCUACCAACACUUCCCCCAUUCUUUGAAACUAUAAUACCUGAAUACAAGAACUGGAGUUACUCCACGCCAAGGGGAUUGGGAAGAGUGUUGUGGAACAUCUGAAGCCUUUUCUAACCCUGCCUUAAACUAUGGCAGUGAAAGGGAAUAUAGUGCCAUGGUUAGCAGCCAUUUUAGGCAAAUUGGGCAGGAUCUCUUCAUUAUUUUCAGAUUCACUAAUGAUUCUUAAAGCCUUUGUUCAGGAAGGUGAAGCCAUUUUCCAUCUAAGAGAUGGACUCAUAUUACCUCAAUGAAUAUUAGAUUUAUCUAAGUCUUUUCUAGAAAAAAUCGAUUCUAGUUUAUUAUUUAAACAUACCACUUCCAGGCUCUCUACUGUAUGGUUGCAGGUGAAGUACGGUGGCAUGCAACAAUUUUCUCAGAUCUCAUCAUUGCUAUGCUGUCUCUGAAGUUGGACAAAGAAAGUUCUGGAUUUCUAUCCUUUGAAUUGGUUUGGAAGCUCAGAAAAGCAAGGACAACAACUGUCAAAAAAAUGACGGUGGAACCCUCAGAUAUACCACAUUCUAGACUCAUAUAUUCAGUGAUGUCCUAGGUCUUGACAAUAGGGACCAUCCUACUCUAGAAAGUGAGGGCCAGUCUUUUGAAGGGGAUAACAGAUUUAAGAGAAAUCCUGACUAAAGGAAGUUCUAGGAAUCAAGAACUCUAAACUGUCAUUUACAAGCAGAAGGCCUAAGUAGGUUUAAUAGUGCCUGGACAUUGAAUUAGGUUAAACCAUAUGAACUUGCCAUUUUUGUUAGUGAAAACAUUCUAAUAUCAAUUUUACAUUGUUCACCCUAACAGUGCUAAAUAUGUUUGUAGAAUAAAUGAAUAAACAAGUGAAUGAAUGACUAAUGAGUGGAAUUAGAACCUUUUGGGGAAAGAAAAGAUUCCUAGACUACAGAGCCUCACUUAUGGGUAGGAAUAUCUAAUCUAUUUCUCACUCUUUAACUGCUUAACAAGUGAUGUUUGGUCUCCCCAGUUAAGUUAUAAAGAAGUCCAGUCUGAGGCCAGAACAGCAGAGAUACUAUGAUGCCAAAACACCUAGGGAGCUACUUUAACUUCUUUAUUUUAUUUUAUAUUUUUUAUUGUUGUUCAAGAACAGUUGCCUCCAUUUUCACCCCACCACAUCCCCUGCCCCACCCAUCUUUACCUCCCACCCUCAAACCUACCCCCUUUGGCUUUGUCCAUCUGUUUUUUAUACAUGUUCCUCGAUGGCCCUUCCCCUAUUUUUUCCCCAUUAUCUCUCCCCCCUCUCUGGUUACUGUCAAUUUGUUCCUUAAUUCAUUGUCUCUGGUUAUAUUUUGCUUGCUUAUUUGUUUUGUUGAUUAGGUUCUACUUAUAGGUGAAAUCAUAUGGUAUUUGUCUUUCACUGCCUGGCUUAUUUUACUUAGCAUGAUGCUCUCCAGUUCCAUCCAUGCUGUCAGAAAGUGUAGGAGCUCCUUCUUUCUUUCUGCUGCGUGAUAUUCCAUUGUAUAAGUGUACCAUAAUUUUUUGAUCCACUUAUUUACUGGUAGACACUUAGGUUGCUUCUCGGCACUUGACUAUUUGUAAAUUGUGCUUCUAUGAACAUUGGGAUACAUAGGUUCUUUUGAAUUGGUGUUUCAGGAUUCUUAGGGUAACUUCUUUUAAUUUGAAAGCUAACAAGCAUGGCAUGUAGAAAGACAAAUGGAAGCAAGAGAGAAUUCCCAUCUCCGAAGACCAUGAAGGACACUAGAACUAAGGAGUCUAGUUCUGAAAAUGACUUUUUAGUAUUACUUCACUUUUGGUUUCAUUACCAGAAAGAAGGUAAUUACCAAAUAUUUGUCAAGUUUGUUCAUCUUGCUUUUAUGUUGAAUUUUUUGCAUUGAUACUGGUCUUAGAUCUUCUGUGGAUGUAGGCAAAUGAAAAUAUAGUAGGAAUGAGACAUAAUAAAAGGUUAAAUAAGACCUGGAUUAGGAUGAUCAAUAUUUCAUCAUUCUGAGUCAGAGGGGACACAUGAAGUCAGGCCACUAUUUACACUGUUCUCCAUAACCCUUGAAUUCACAUGGAGGAGGAGCAUAGACUUAGAAUAGACAUGGUGGCAGUUCUAAUUGUUGCAAACACCCCUCCCAUGACACUAGUUCAGGUUGCAGUCAUAGUGAGGUAUAGGAGUAUCUUAGCAGGUAAGAAAAUAUACAGAUCUUCUGUGGAUCACAUGGGAUAGAUAUCAUCCCUCAACUUUUCAUUAGCCCUAUCUGUGGUUUAAAAAAACACAGCACCUCAACACCAUGUGGCCUGCAUGGGGAACUGGGUGUUUUUCAAUGUGCGGGAGCCUUUGGUUGUUUUCACUUGGUAGCUUCCUACAUUUUAUAUCUUUUGGUCUUACACUUGCUGAAGAACUUAAAAAUCCCUUUAUAUUCACUGUCACAGUGUUCACACCUGUUUCUCUUGGUAUUCAUGUAAUGACAGUAACUUUCCCAGGCAAUCUUUGUGCCCUUUCCAAAGAUUUUAAUGCAUUGAUUCUUUAGGCUUUGCCACUGGUUCUGGUAACAAUAACUUGUUAUUUACUAUGGGCGCCAUAUUGAUUAUAGGUAAUGAAGGCGUGUACCAUUACAGUGUUCUUGGAGGUCACACUUAUCUACACUGAAGGGGCAAGGUGUAGUUGCCUUAAGAAAUCUGCUGUUUUUGCAGCAGAAUCCAAAUGCAGAACACAAACCCUUCAGCUGUCGUGAGAACAGACCACACUGAUCCUUUGGACAAUCAAGGACACUGCCAUAAUCAUAUUCUUCUUCAUCCACCCUCUCCUUCCCACUCUAUGACUUUCUAAAGGAGCUUUGGAGCUAAGGUUUAUGAAACAGGCAUUCCCUUCUCGAAAGUGGAAGCUGUAGCUACUGAAUCCCUUGUCUACAGUAGUAAGUUCAUGUAUAGUACAGAGGUCUGACCAUAGCAUUUGCAGGCCACAUGGUCAUGCUUCAUUCUCAAGUUAUGGUCAAGCUCAUGAGCCAUGAGAGCUGCAGAAUGCAGUAUAUCUUCAUGAAGAAAGUGUCAAGAUUGGUUGCAAUCUUAGCAGUGCAGAUACUACUGAGGAAAUGCAUGGCCCUGGUACUUUUCAAGACUUUGGCCAAUAAUCAUAUGAGCAGCAUUAUGCUUUACCCUUCUCAAAAGAUGUGAGUCUCCCCCAUAGUAAAAAUUUUUUGAAGUAUUGCCUACAUAGGAAAAUGUAGAGAGAUUUUCACUAGGUUUUUCUCUGUCUACUUUCACAUUUAGCUCUUUCGUGUACCUGUUGACCGAAGCAUAGGCAUCUAUUAUAAUCAUGUUGUCUUGGUAACACUAUUAUUUGGAAUCACUUAUUGUCAACAACAAUAAACAUUUCUGCAUACUUGGGAAGUGUCCACACUGAAGAGAGUUUUAUUCUGCUCUGAAUUGGUAAAAUGGUUAAGAGCUCAUCCUGUUAAUCUCCACUGACUGCACAUGACUCACCUGAUUUUAAAGAUAGGCUAUAAAUCGUAUGCUCAAAAUUCUUUGAAGUAUAGGCUUGAUGGGAAAGAGUGCCAUGUAAGGUCAGGACUCUUUUUAGCCCUGAGUGCUGAUAGUCACAAGAAAAUCCAGAUCACCUGCUGAAUACCCAGUCAUCCUAAAUAAAAGAUCUGUCCAAGCCCAUUUUUCCAUUAUGAAGUAUAUAAACAGGGAAGUUGACAAAUAAUCCUUUCUUUUGCUUCAGAUUAAUAAUAUUUUCCUUGUAUGGAGGCCAUGUUUUCUGUUUUUACUUUCAGUUCUCUGAACAUUUUUAGGUUCCUAGGGAUGACUAUCUUAAUAAUAAAGAUAUUCCCAGUUAUAGUGCAUCCCUUGAAAUAUAGUGACUACCAGCAGUAAGAUGAUAUACAGAUUUGUAUGGGAAGGGCCCAUUCUCAAGCAUCCCAUCUGGGGAGUCCUGGGAAAAAAAUCACUUCAAAUCUUACCCUAGACCAUUUUAUUUCAUAGGAGAAAUCCAUCAACUGGAUUUCAAAAUAAAAAUUCCUGCUUUAUAUCCUGGCUGGCGUAGCUCAGUGGAUUGAGCGCGGGCCUGCAAACCAGAGUAUCGCGGUUCGAUUCCCAGUCAGGGCACAUGUCUGGGUUGCAGGCCAGUUCCCAGCAGGGGAUGCAUGAGAGGCAACCACACACUGAUGUUUCUCUCCCACUCUUUCUCCUUCCCUUCCCCUCUCUUGAAAAAUAACUAAAUAAAAAAUAUUUAAAAAAGAAAAACUUAAAAAAAAAUUCCUGCUUUGUGAAUGACUUUGUUAGGAUGAAAAGACAAGCUGAAGAUGGAGAGAAAAUAUUUGUACACCAUUUAUCUGAUAAAAGAUUCAUAUUUAGAAUAUAUAAAGAACUCUCACUACUCAACAAUAUCAAAGCAAAUGAUCCAAUUAGAAAAUAGGCAAAAGACAUAAGGCAGUUCACUGAAGAGGAUAUAGCUGGCAAAUAAGCACAUGAAAAGAUGUUCAACAUUAGCAGAUAUUAGAAAAAUGCAAAUUAAGACACCACGAGAUUCUCAGAGUCCCUCAUGCCAGAGCAAACUGUGGCCCUGAAACAUUGCCUGGCCCUGCCCAUAGACUACAGGCAGAGGGACUACAACCUUCUUCAGUAAGAAGGUUGCACAGUUAAAGGAGUAAAAAAAGACUCCAUGAGAGAUCACUACAGACCAGUACAACAGCUGAAACUGAAAAUAUAGAGGUGAUGAUACAGAGAAACUGGAUCUUUCAUACAUUGGUUAAGAGAAUGUAAAAUUUAUAUAGCAACCCUGGAAAACAAGCAGUUUCUCCAAAAACUAAACAAAUAUCACAAGACUCAGCAGUUACACUUAUGGAUAGUUAUCCCAGAGAAAUCAAAAUUUAUGUCUACCUAAAAAUAUGUACAUAAAUAUCAGAAAGAGAAAUUAAGAAAACAAUUCCAUUUUUGAUUGCAUUAAAAGGAAUAAAAUAUCUAGGAAUAAAAUUAACCAAGGAGGUAAAAGACCUGUGCACUGAAAACUAUAAGACAUUAUAGAAAUAAAUUGAAGAAGACCCAAGUAAAUGAUAUUUCAUACUCAUGGUUUGGAAGAAUUAAUAUUGUUAAAAUGGUCAUAAUACCCUAACAAUCUGUAGAUUUAAUGUAAACUGUAUCAAAAUUCUAAUGGCAUUUUCACAGAAAUAACAACAAACAAUCCUGAAAUAUAUGUGGAAGCUCAAAAGACCCCAGGCAGCCAAAGGAACCUCAAGAAAGAACAAAGCUGGAAGCAUCAUUUUCUGGUUUCCAACUAUAUUACAAGGCCAUAUAAUCAAAGUGGUAUGGUAUUCGCAUAAAAACAGACGCAUAGGUCAAUGGAACAGGACAGAGAACCCAGAAAUAAAAUAAACCCACACAUAUAUGAACAAUUAAUUCACAACAAAAGAUUCAAGAAUAUACAAUAGAGGAAGGACAGUCUCUUCAAUAAAUAGUGUUGGGAAAAUUGGACAGCUACAUGCAAAAGAAUGACAUGGGACCACUAUCCUAUACCAUACACAAAAUUAACUCACAACAAAUUAAAGACUUUUAUGUAAGACCAUAAAACCUUUAGAGGAACAUAUAGGUGGUAAGCUCCUUGACAUCAGUCUUAGGAUAUAUUUUUUGGAUUUGACACCAAAGACAAAGGCAACAAAAGCAAAAAUAAAUAAGUAUAACUAUAUCAAACUAAAAAGCAAAAGAAACCAUCAACACAAUGGAAAGGCAACCUAUGAGUAGGAGAAAAUAUUUGCCAAUCAUAUGUCUGAAAAAGGGGUUAAUGUCUAAAAUAUAUGAAGAACUCAUACAAUGCAAAAGCACAGAAAAUUUCUAAAUAAAAAAUGGGCAGUGGCUCUGGAUAGACAUUUUCCCAGAGAAGACAUACAUGGCCAAGAGGUACAUGAAAAGGUGCUCAACACCACUAACCAUCAGAGAAAUGCAAAUGAAAAUGAUAAUGAGAUGUCACCUCAUACCUGUUAGAAUGGCUGUUGUCAAAAAGACAAGAAAUAACAAGUGUUGUUAAGGAUGUGUGGGGAAAAGGAAACUCUUGUGCACUGUUGGUGGGAAUAUAGAUCAGUAUAGCUACUAUGGAAAACAGUAUGGAAGUUCCUCAAAAAAUUAAAAACAGAAUUACCAUGUGAUCCAGCAAUUCUACUUCAGGGUAUUUACCCAAAGGAAACAAAAACACUAACUUGAUAAGACAUCUGCACCCCCAGGUUCAUUGCAGCAUCAUUUACAAUAACCAAGACAUGGAAGUAAUGUAGGUGUCCAUCAAUAUAUGAGUGGAUAAGAAAACAUGAUAGAUACCAAUGUAUAUACAAUGGACUACAUAUACUAUACAUACACACAUAUGUAUAUACAUCUAUGCAUGCAAUGGACCAUCUUUAGCCACAAAUAAAGGAAAUCUUGCCAUUUGCCACUAUAUGAGUGAACCUUAAGGGCAUUGUUCUAAGUAAAAUAAGUCACAUGGAAAAAGACAAGUACCAUAUGAUCUCACUUGUGCAUAGAAUCUAAAACAAACAAAAAAUGAACUCACAGGAGAACAAACUAGGGGUUGCCAGAGUUGGGGGAAAUGGGUGAAUGUAGUCAAAAGGUACAAACUUCCAGUUAUAAAAUACAUAAGUCCUGGGGAUAUAAUGUACAGCAUGGUGACAAUGGUUAAUAAUAUUGUACAUUUGAAAGUUGCUAAGAGAAAAGAUUUUAAAAGCUCUCAUCAUAAGAUAAAAAUUUUAACUGUGUGGUGAUGGAUGUUAACUAAACUUACUGUGGUCAUUCACAAAAUAUACAAAUAUAAAUCAUUAUGUCAUAUACCUGAAAUUAAUAUGUCAAUUAUAUUCAAUAAAAAUAAAAAAUAGAAGACUUCCAGCCAAGAUGGAAGCAUAGGUAGAUACACUUUGCCUCCUCUCACAACCAAAAGAAGGACAACAACAAAUUUAAAAACAAAAACAACCAGAACUGCCAGAAAAUCGAACUGCCUGGAACUCCAACAAUGAAGGAGUUAAAGAAGAAACAUUUAUCCAGACUGGUAGGAGAGGCAGAGAUGGGCAGCUGGGGCGGAGUGAAAUGCAGCAAGGCAGCAGCUGGAGGACUGAGCUGGAGAGGUGGUGGCUGGUGGACCUCGUGGUCCCACAUUUGUGUGAGGUUAAACCGGGAGAAACAACUGGGGAGCAAGACAGACCGCAUAACCCAGGGUUCCAACACUGGGAAAUAAAGCUUCAAAGCCUCUGGCUAUAAAAACCUGUGGGAAUUGUGAUGGCGGGAGAGACUCCCAGCCUCACAGGAGAGUUUGUUGGAGAGAUCCACAGGGUCUCAGAAUAUACGCAAGCCCACACACUUGGGAAUCAGCACCAGAAGUGCCCAAUUUGCUUGUGGGAAGUGGGGAAAGUGACUGAAAGCUGGUUGAGAGCCCAACAAAUGGCAUUUUUCCUUUUUGGACUCCUCCCCCACAUGCAACAGGGCAGUGAUGUGGGUUGCCCUGGUGAAUACCUAAGGUUCAGCUCCUUAUUCUGUAACAGGCAUGCUGAGAAAAAAAAUGGCCCAAAUGAAAGAACAGAUCAAAGCUCCAAAAAUAGAGAACUAAGCAAUGAAGAGAUAGGCAACCUAUCAGGUGCAGAGUUCAAAACACUGAUAAUCAGAAUGCUCACACAAAUGGCUGAAUAAUGGUAGCAAAAUAGAGGAAGAAGUGAAGGCUAUGCAAAAUGAAAUAAAGCAAAAUAUACAGGGAACCAACCAUGAAGGGAAGAGAACUUGGACUCAAAUCAAUAAUGUGGAGCAGAAGGAAGAAAUAAACAUUCAACCAGAACAGAAUGAAGAAACAAGAAUUCAAAAAAAUACACAGAGACUUAGGAACCUCCAGGACAUCUUUAAAUGCUCCAACAUCUGAAUUAUAGGGGUACCAGAAGGGGGAAAGGCACAGCCACCAGUGGAACACUUAUUUGAACAAAUAAUAAAGGAGAAUUUCCCCAAUCUGGCAAAGGAAAUAGACUUCGAGGAAGUCCAGGAAGCUCAGAGUCCCAAAGAAGUUGGACCCAAGGAAGCACACACCAAGGCAUAUCAUAACUACAUUACCUGAGAUUAAAGAUAAGCAGAGAAUCUUAAAAGCAUCAAGAGAAAAGGAGACAGUUACUUACAAAGAAGUUCCCAUAAGACUAUCAGCUGACUUCUCAAACCUUAAGGGCAAGAAGUAGCUGGAGAGAAGUAUUCAAAGUCAUGAAAAGCAAGGGCCUAUAUUCAACAUUACUCUGUCCAGAAAAGCUUUCAUCUAGAAUGGAAGGGCAGAUGAAGUGCCUCCCAGUUAAGAUCAAGUUAAAGGAGUUUAUCAUCACCCUUAUUACAUGAAAUGUUUAAACUUAGAUCUAAGAAAAAGUAGAUCAAACUAUGAAUAGUAAAAUGGCAACAAACUGACAACUAUCAACAACUGAACCUAAAACAAAGCAAAAACACACUAAGCAAACAACUAGAAAAGGAACAGAAUCACAGAAAUGGAGAUCACGAAGGUUAUCAUCAGGUAGGGGAGAAGGAAGAAUGGGGGGAAAUGUACAGGGAAUAAGAAGCAUAAAUGAUAGGUACAAAAUAGGGGGAGGUUAAGAAUAAUAUAGGAAAUGGAGAAGCCAAAGAACUUAUAUGUGCAACC
Artibeus jamaicensis (Jamaican fruit-eating bat) is the source of this 9768-nucleotide messenger RNA. RefSeq names its product transmembrane protein 116 (gene TMEM116). The record is from RefSeq and is a predicted model, not a curated record. Gene Ontology annotation, biological process: adenylate cyclase-activating G protein-coupled receptor signaling pathway. Lineage: Eukaryota; Metazoa; Chordata; Mammalia; Chiroptera; Phyllostomidae. Gene Ontology annotation, cellular component: plasma membrane. The coding region runs from base 80 to 1174 and encodes 364 amino acids. Gene Ontology annotation, molecular function: G protein-coupled receptor activity. The transcript is spliced from 11 exons.